AUGGGCGACAUGGGCGGUCCCGCCAGGUCCUCCCGGGAGAACUCCCUGCAGCCCGGAGCGACGCCUGGGGAACGAGGAGGCAGCAUCCGUGGUCGCUCGAGCAUCCAGCGCGAGUCGUCCAUGCAGAAGAUGAGUGCCAACGCCAAGGCGGCUCCUGGCAAUGCCAAGUUUGAGGGAGCGGCUUCCGCGCGCUCGCCCAGCGUGAAAGGCGGCGCGAGUGUCGGUCCAGCAGUGGCCUUCAGUGGCGGCCGGGGUGCCAGCUUUGUGGGGUCCGCCGCCGCAGGGCCGAGUCCCCAGCCCCAGCCGCGGCACUCGUUGCAACUCCCACAGCGGCAAGUGGUGCAGGGCGGCGUCCCGCAAGGUGCGGUGCCCUGCGGCGGCAUGCCGCAAGGGGUGCCGCAGGGCGUGCCGCAAGGGGUGCAAAGCGCAGGACAUGGCGGCCACGGCAUGCCUCAGGCUGGCUUCCAGGUCUUCCGCAUGGCCUCCCACGUGAGCUCGCAGGUCCCGCCGCAGGUCGCACCGGCAGCCAAGGCGGUGGCCAAGGCAGGACGAUGA
This is a messenger RNA of Durusdinium trenchii, 555 nucleotides long. The record is from the annotation of a GenBank genome assembly. NCBI's taxonomy places the organism in Eukaryota, Dinophyceae, Suessiales, Symbiodiniaceae.